AUGUCUUCAUGCAAAGCUAUUGGAAUCGACCUUGGAACCACAUAUUCAUGUGUUGGAGUCUACCAAAAUGGAAAGGUUGAAAUCCUUGCCAACUCCGAAGGAAACAAGACGACACCAUCUUAUGUGGCAUUCACUGACACUGAACGACUCGUUGGAGAUUCUGCAAAAGAUCAAGCUGCACGGAAUCCUGAGAAUACGGUUUUCGAUGCAAAACGACUGAUUGGAAGACGUUUCGAUGAGUCAGUUGUUCAAGAAGAUUGUAAACAUUGGCCGUUUACUGUGAAGGAAAAAAGUGGAAAACCAGUGGUUGAAGUUGAAGUGAAAGGAGAAAAACGUCAGUUCAAUCCGGAAGAAGUCUCAGCAAUGGUACUUCAGAAGAUGAAGGAAACUGCUGAAAAAUAUCUUGGGCAUCCUGUCAAAGAUGCUGUGAUCACUGUUCCUGCUUACUUCAACGACAGUCAACGACAAGCAACAAAAGAUGCAGCUACAAUUGCUGGACUCAAUGCCAUCCGAAUCAUCAAUGAACCAACUGCAGCUGCUCUCGCUUAUGGAUUGGACAAAGGAAUUACCGAAGAAAAGAAUGUUUUGAUUUUUGAUCUCGGAGGUGGUACUUUUGAUGUAUCAGUUCUCACAAUUGCUGAAGGAUCAAUCUUUGAAGUCAAGUCAACUGCUGGUGAUACUCAUUUGGGAGGAGAAGACUUCGAUCAACGAAUGCUUCAACAUUUCAUGAAUGAAUUCAAAAGGAAGACAGGAAAGGAUAUCUCACCGAAUCCACGUGCCAUUCGACGCCUUCGAACUGCUUGUGAACGGGCCAAGAGGACACUCUCUAGUUCAUCGGAGGCAACUGUCGAAGUCGAUUCGCUUUUCGAAGGAAUUGAUUUGUGCUCUCGAAUUACACGUGCUCGUUUUGAAGAAUUAUGUGCUGAUCUGUUCCGUAAGACUCUUGAACCAGUUGAGAAGGCUCUCCGGGAUUCGAAACUUGACAAAUCAAAGAUUGAUGAAGUCGUUUUGGUUGGAGGAUCAACUCGUGUUCCAAAGAUUCAAAAGAUGCUCAAAGACUUUUUCAAUGGAAAGGAAUUAAAUUGUUCAAUAAAUCCGGAUGAAGCUGUCGCAUUUGGAGCUGCUGUCCAAGCAGCUGUACUUUCUGGAGUCAAAGACGACACAAUCAAGGAUGUAUUGCUUGUCGAUGUUGCACCAUUGAGUCUUGGAAUUGAAACUGCUGGAGGAGUUAUGACUAGUAUUAUUGAUAGAAAUACUACAAUUCCAACAAAAGCUUCGAAAACUUUCACCACAUAUUCUGACAAUCAAGCAUCAGUUUCCGUUCAAGUCUAUGAAGGAGAACGUGCAAUGACUCGUGAUAAUCACCGUCUUGGUACAUUCGAACUCUCUGGAAUUCCUCCUGCUCCACGUGGAGUUCCACAAAUUGAAGUCACUUUCGAUAUCGAUGCGAAUGGAAUUCUGAACGUAUCCGCUGAAGACAAGUCAACCGGAAAAUCGAAUCGAAUCACUAUUCGAAAUGAAAAGGGAAGAUUGUCACAAGCUGAUAUUGAUCGUAUGGUGAACGAAGCGAAGCAAUUUGAGAAAGAAGAUGCUGAACAGCGAGAACGAGUCAGUGCAAGAAAUCAGUUAGAGGCAUAUGCAUUCCAAGUGAAACAAGCAAUUGAUGAACAUGGAGCAAAACUUGAAUCUGAAGAUGCGAAGCGUGCAAAGGAUGCUGUUGAUGAAACUUUGCGGUGGUUAGAUGCAAAUUCAUUGGCUGAAAAAGAAGAGAUUGAAGCCAAAGACAAGGAAUUGAAGUCAAUCUGCCAGUCGAUUAUCACGAAGAUGCAUCAAUCAGGACAGCAACCGUCAUCUGGAUGUGGAAACCAAGAGUCUUCUGGAUUCAACUCUGGACCAACUGUCGAAGAAGUCGAUUAA
This is a messenger RNA of Caenorhabditis remanei, 1917 nucleotides long. RefSeq lists its product as uncharacterized. NCBI's taxonomy places the organism in Eukaryota, Metazoa, Nematoda, Chromadorea, Rhabditida, Rhabditidae. Bases 1 to 1917 code for a protein of 638 amino acids. The record is from RefSeq and is a predicted model, not a curated record. Gene Ontology annotation, biological process: vesicle-mediated transport; protein refolding; cellular response to unfolded protein. Gene Ontology annotation, cellular component: nucleus; cytoplasm; cytosol. The transcript has 3 exons. Gene Ontology annotation, molecular function: misfolded protein binding; ATP-dependent protein folding chaperone; heat shock protein binding.